This is a messenger RNA of Lathyrus sativus (Indian pea), 231 nucleotides long. The record is from the annotation of a GenBank genome assembly. Lineage: Eukaryota; Viridiplantae; Streptophyta; Magnoliopsida; Fabales; Fabaceae.
AUGAAGAAGGAAGCAAUUCUAAUAAACUGCAGUAGACGACCUGUUAUUGAUGAAGCUGCAUUUGUGGAGAACUUGAGACAGAACCCAUUGUUUCGUGUAGGCCUUGAUGUGUUUGAGGAAGAGCCCUACAUGAAACCCGGGCUUGCAGAGUUGAAGAAUGCCAUUGUAGUACCACACAUUGCACAGCUUGGUCUGGGGCAUUCGAUGAAGCACCUUGGAACUUUAUCUUAA